CUGAAAACCAAAGGGAAAGAGGAGGAGGAGCAAAGGGAAGCCAUGGGAAGACCACCAUGCUGUGAUAAAGUAGGUAUCAAGAAAGGUCCAUGGACUCCUGAAGAAGAUAUCAUCCUCGUCUCUUACAUUCAAGAACAUGGUCCUGGAAACUGGAGAUCAGUCCCCACCAAUACUGGGUUGAUGAGAUGCAGCAAAAGUUGCAGACUUAGAUGGACUAAUUAUCUCAGACCAGGAAUCAAAAGAGGCAACUUCACUCCUCAUGAAGAAGGGAUGAUUGUUCAUUUGCAAGCAUUGUUGGGUAACAAAUGGGCAGCCAUAGCAUCGUAUUUGCCACAAAGAACAGAUAAUGACAUAAAGAACUAUUGGAACACUCACUUGAAGAAAAAACUAAGGAAGUUCCAGUCAGCUUUGGAGCCUUCUUCAAUGGCGGCUACCGAUGAGCUCGCUUCGGAGGAGAGGAAGAGCUUAGAUUUUGGUACCGACGCUCGAUCUGGUUCGAGCAAUGUUAAGCUAAACCAAAGCUCUCCUUCUUCGUCUUCAUAUGCUUCGAGCACGGAGAAUAUUUCCCGUCUUCUUCAAGGUUGGAUGAGAUCGUCACCCAAGGUUAACGGUGACAGUAUUGGGAGUUAUUCUUCAACUCCUGCGAACUGUGAUUUGAUCUCCCAUGGAGACGGUCAGUUCGAAUCGAUUCUAUCAUUCGAAAACAUGAACAGCGUUGCAUUAAUGGAGAACUCUACUUCGAAGGCUACUCUUCAAGAUUCCGGAAAUGGUGAAAAGUUGAACCCAGAAAAGAAGCCAAAAGCUGGUCAUCUGAAAAAUCUUAAUAAUAAUGACGAUGAUGACAAUGAUAACGACAAUCCUCCAUUAUCGUUCCUUGAGAAGUGGUUUUUGGAUGAGAGUUCUACAGGUCAAGUAGAAGACAUAAAUCAAAUGAUGGAAUUAUCUUCAAUUUUCUAAUAUUUUUCUUCUUCUUUUUUUUACUUAAUAUUUACCUUAAUUUCCAUUUUCAAGCUCUAUCCGGGUAAAGAUGGGAAAUAUAUAUAUAUAAAAAAAAGUUUGGGUUAUUUGUGUAGGGUUUAAAAUUUCCAUUUUUGAGAUUCUGGAAAAGUUUGGGAUCUCUUAGUAUUAACAAAAUGUAAUUAGCCUCGAGUGUUUCUUUAUUAACACUAUAGUUUAUUUUUAA
Hibiscus syriacus is the source of this 1183-nucleotide messenger RNA. Its product is annotated as transcription factor MYB60-like. The transcript is spliced from 3 exons. NCBI's taxonomy places the organism in Eukaryota, Viridiplantae, Streptophyta, Magnoliopsida, Malvales, Malvaceae. The coding region runs from base 43 to 957 and encodes 304 amino acids. The record is from RefSeq and is a predicted model, not a curated record. Gene Ontology annotation, biological process: response to auxin.